AUGAUAGUCGCCAAGGUUUUCCUCUUGUCAAUCACUUCCGGCCAUGGCCCUUGGUUGAUACUAUUCGAGAUCGAGUUACGUCAGUGCCAGCAAAGGGGUCUAAAGAAAAGAAUUGAAAUGAAAAAUAAGGCCGGCCUUGAGGGAGAAGAGGGAGAAGGGAGGGAAGAAGAGAAGCCAGCCGAGCGAGAGGCGACAAUGCCCCCCCCGAGAUGCUUCAGGGAUAGAUCCAGACACCCACGACACCCCAUGCGGGCACCAGCACUGACUAGGACUGGCGCAGGAACUGGCACGCGAAAGCCGAUGGGUGCGGCGCACCAGUGGGUGGUCCGUGGAUCGAGCUGUCGUCGAGGACAGACAAGACGACUUCAGACUCUUGUUAGGCUAGCACUACUAGGUGGUAGUAGAACGUCAGGCCGGCAGAAUUGGUCAUGGCCGCAGGUCCUAUUGCGUACGUUGGCUGCGUAUAUUGGUGAUGCCAUCUUCUUCGUCCCUUUCUCUGAAUAUCCGAACGUCAAGCACAGGCGUUCUGCUUGGACUGACGUGCAGGGCCGAACACGAUUGCGUCGCAUCAGCAGCAUCAGUGGCAUCAGCAACAGGUUCCAGCCACCGCCGACUUUCCGAGUACAGAUCACCUUGGACAAGUACCCGUACAGAGCAGAAGAUUCGCAUCGAGAGUCUGUCCAAAGACAGCGUACGGCUACGCAGAACGGAGCAUGGUCUGGUCUCUUCUUCCCGUAUCCAUUCCCCUGGCGUCUGGUCCGUACGAAUGCCCCGUACUGUAGACCAGACUCAGACACAGACGCGGUGGCCAGUCCAGUAUCCAUUCGUGUGCCUCUAUACAACGUAGACAACAGGGACCCUGGCCGGCACAGGCAGGCAAGGCAUGGAUGGUGGAAGGUGUCUGGAAUGGACUGUUCGCCCAUCGAGUCGAUCCAGUGGGCAGAGAGAGCAGACGAGAUGCGCCGAAGCUUGUUAGGUGUCAAUCAUUGCCAGAGCAGGCCAUUGAUGCUCCGGCGAGCUGUGGGUAAUAAACUGGCCGUCGGCGAACGAGAGUCGAGAGAAUGUCUGCAGCAUGACCGUGGUGAAGAUCGUAGCCGGGGUCUAGUGAAGGGCAUCCAAGUUGGUAAUGUACGAUACGGAGCAUGUACUUUUCGAAGAGCCGAAUUGGGACGGUACUGGAAUGUCGAGUCGCUACCAUCCCACGGCGAGACACAUGCGGGGGAUCUGUUAGCGCGAGACGUAUCCUCCAGUCGGGACCCGGCAUUUGAGGGGUCUAUUGGGACCUUUGGGGGGAGGACUCAAGGAGGAGGGGGACAACAGAGCGCGCUGAAGGUCUGCAAGUUCUACGAAAAUCUGCGACGACACUUGCAGGGGACCAUGCGUCUCAGCGUGGGAAAGAGCGGGUUUCAGGACAAGGGAGGGCCCGGUGCGGACCGGGAAAGCCUUCAGGGAAUGGUGGCUGGCACUGGCUCGCGGGAGAGUGCCCGACGCACUGAUGUAAUUUGCUUAGCCCACCGCGCCGGCCGACGAAUGACAGCCUCUAGAGCGGGGAAUCCGAACCAGCGACGGGCUUUGAUUCUUCGAGCCCGGAUUCCUCGCACUGCGCUGGUUGAUCUAUACGCCGCUGUUUUGGCGUCCUCCGGGCUCCGAGAAAGCCCACUUACACUCGAGCUGACCAAGGCCCUCGGGGAGGAUCACUGUACGGACAAACACCACCUUGUUGUUGUCGUUCCAUCAUCAUCAUCAUCAACACCCGUUCCUCGCCCAGGAAAGGAGCUCAGGAGCUCGAACUGGAAGUCUGAAAUGGCCGUUGUUGCCGAAUUUGCCGCCUUGCCGAAAGCUGUGUUCGACAACUCGGCCGUUGAACCGCGCGAUCAUCAUCCGGAAGUGGCGUUCACCUCGCACAAGCUUCGCCCAGGAUCAUCGAUGAGGCUCUACCUACCUACUUCGUGCCCUUGGGCCCCCUCCUCCCCUUGUCGUUCCCUCACCUGCCAGAUCUGGCUAACGGAAACGCAUUUCUCUGGGCAAAACGCCCAGCGAACUAGUCUCGGCUUCUUUACCAAUGAAAGUCUGUAA
Molecule: messenger RNA, 2076 nt
Organism: Colletotrichum lupini
Lineage: Eukaryota; Fungi; Ascomycota; Sordariomycetes; Glomerellales; Glomerellaceae
Exons: 15
Coding region: 1-2076 (691 amino acids)
Source: RefSeq, a predicted model, not a curated record